GUGUACACUUCUCUGUGCUAUUCACUUCCACAACACCAGCCCAGCUCCCUCCACGUCCUGGUGACACACACAGCAAAUUCCUUCCUUCCACCUCAUUACACAGCGUAGGGGAAGCAGAGGGAUUUCAUCGCCUUGCGUUGUGUAACCGGACGCUGGAAAUGGGCAGCAGACAGAUCCCAUUGAGGAGGGCCACAUCCGCCGGGUAUAGGAUGCCAGACAGAACCACCACAAAACUGACGUCAACAUCCUCGGUGUCACUGAGCCACCCCGGGGCCAAACACCCCCCCGGCCUGUCCAAUGCGGAUAAGGAGCAGCAGACGUGGGGGGAUGCGGUCAGGCAGGACCACGUGUGGAGGGAGUUCGUGGAAGCGGAAAGGAGAGGUGAAAAGAAAUGGCAUGAAAACUGGAGCUUCCUGAAGGAGUAUGAUGCACUGGGCAAUAAAAAAGAAGUAGAAAAGCUACCUGAACAAGUGACAAUUUUCUCGGACCAAGUACCCAACACCACCAAUCAGAAUAUUGGCAGCAGAAUGAACACAGACCUAGGGAAGAGCCUCAUACACAUGGAUUUCAUUCUGACCAGCGGGAAUCAGAAGAAGAGGCUGGGAACGGAACUUCUGCCGUGUUAAUCAGAAGUACAUCAGACUGACUACAUGUCGAUAUCACAUUGCAGUGACUGAUAAACUGGAUCAUGGAUGGUUAUA
This is a messenger RNA of Nanorana parkeri, 701 nucleotides long. RefSeq names its product chromosome unknown C2orf50 homolog (gene CIMIP5). The transcript has 3 exons. NCBI's taxonomy places the organism in Eukaryota, Metazoa, Chordata, Amphibia, Anura, Dicroglossidae. The coding region runs from base 159 to 626 and encodes 155 amino acids. The record is from RefSeq and is a predicted model, not a curated record.